Dracunculus medinensis (Guinea worm) is the source of this 918-nucleotide messenger RNA. The record is from the annotation of a GenBank genome assembly. Lineage: Eukaryota; Metazoa; Nematoda; Chromadorea; Rhabditida; Dracunculidae.
AUGCGGUCUUCACUGAGGAACCAGCGAGAACCAGAAGCAGGGAUAUCGUGGAGACAACUAUGUAAAAUUCCUGUCACCUAUUGGAACGAUGACACGAAGUGUCUCGAGAGUAAUAGAAGAGGUCAUGACAGGGAAGCCACAGAAGUUACGGCAACAGGUCACAAAGGUUAUGACAGUGGAAGAGGGGAAAUAAGAGAGAAGAGAGGAAGAGCACUUCGGCAUUCUCGAAAAAAUGUUGGCUUGGCCAAAAAAUUCGUGAUAAAUAAUAUUGUAGUUGACUUACUCGAACAUCAUUAUUAUCGAAAGAAAAUGCAAUUAAUAGCAAAGCAGUGCGGUGUAGCAAUGAUUUCCAGGUUUCCAAUCACGAUGUAUGAGAUUCCUUCACGGAUUUUAUACUGUAAUGCACCAACGAUGACUUUGAAUGAAAGAUUUUCACGAUUAUCACCAGUGCCUGCUAUAUCCGCUUCUGUAACCAAAAUAGUGCCUAAAGUUAAUUUUCAACAGAAUACCGAUCAGUAUGAUAAUAUUGGUAGCGAUUAUGAUCUUUUAGUAGAUGGCAAAACUGGUGAAGAAUAUAUUCGUGUUCCUCCACGCCGUUAUCGUCCCAGAUUAUUCCAAAAAAGGUCAAUUCAUGAUCGUGUUUCAUUCACUUCGCAAGCUAUGCAGUCAAAUUUCAAUCACUUUAACUAUAGAGGGAAAGAUUUUAAAAGUCGUCGUCAAUUUGGUACAUUUCGAUUAUAUCGACCUCAGAGAUUUCAAAAUAUCAGGUCUUUCCAUUAUACAGUGCGACCACGCUUUUCCUACCGUGGUACUUUUCGACAAAAGAAGACUCGUGAGGAGUUAGAUCGUGAAUUAGAAGAAUAUAUGAACAAAGGAAAAAAUUCUAGAAAUCUCUUCAAAUCUGAUCUCAGGCAGUAA